This is a messenger RNA of Encephalitozoon intestinalis ATCC 50506, 819 nucleotides long. Its product is annotated as undecaprenyl pyrophosphatase synthetase. Gene Ontology annotation, cellular component: endoplasmic reticulum. The record is from RefSeq and is a predicted model, not a curated record. NCBI's taxonomy places the organism in Eukaryota, Fungi, Microsporidia, Unikaryonidae. Gene Ontology annotation, biological process: polyprenol biosynthetic process. The transcript has a single exon. The coding region runs from base 1 to 819 and encodes 272 amino acids.
AUGCUGGAAAAUCUAGCAAGGAAGGUUCUGGUAUGUGUGGUGGAAGCGGUUGAAAAUGGAGUUAAUAAUAAGUAUAUUAUGGAGUUGAUUCUUUUCAUAGUAGGGAUUUUUCGAAAGGCCUCUUCCUUGACAUCGAUGGGCUUGGAUGUGUGGAAUGGAAUACCAUACUCCAAUCAUUCGGAUGGCGCCUUUCGAAGAAGCAGGAUUAAGAUAUUCCAAGGCAUGAGGGUUGCAUUCAUCUGCGAUGGAAAUAGAAGAUAUAUGAAGAAGAUUGGGCAGAAAGACAAGUUUACAAGAGAUCCAGGCCUCCAGAAAAUAUACGAAUUCAUUAAUUUCGGGUACUUUUAUGGUCUUAAGGAAGUUUCUUUUUUCUGUUUCGCCUUAAGCAACCUUAGAAGAACUCCUGAAGAAGUGAACGGGAUAAUGAAUAUUAUCCGAAAGAAGAUAAAAAAUCCUAAAAAGACAAGUAUCAAGCCAAAGUUUUUAGUUUAUGGAAGAUUGGAUCUCCUUGAUUCGGAUGUCAGAAACAAGCUUAUAGAAGUAGAAAAGGAAACUGAGAACAAUACAGAUAUAGUUGUGAAUAUUUUCUUUGCGUAUUCCUCGGAAGAUGAAAUCAAUAGAGGAAUAAAAUUCGACAGUAAAGUCGAUAUACUUAUAAGAACAGGAGACGCAAAGAGACUGAGUAAUUUCAUGGUACGCCAAGUUGCAACGGGAACAUCUGUAUUUUUUGCAAAAGUACUGUGGCCCGAAUUAACCAUUGUACACCUCUUUCUGAUACUCCUGAAGCACCAGCUAGAGAAUAAAUAUUUAUUGAAUUAA